AUGCCACCUCCUCCAAUCCACCGUCGCCAAGAAUCAAACACCAGCUAUUCCCGCCCCUCAACCCUUCCAGGAAGAGACUACACAACCCAGACAUUCAACACAAACCCGAACACCACAUACACACCCAGCUACAACUCCAAUGCCUCCACCCCUUCCAUGUCCGCUGCCAAAUCACGACAAUAUGCCCAUCUUCAUUCCCAGCUCGCACAGCUCAACGCCAACCUUGCCGACACGGAGAACUUACUCCGCAUGACGGCUGUGCAGGCGGCGGACAUGCGCUUUCUAGGCGGGUAUUCUGGGGCGUUGUUUAUGGGAUCUGCCAAAAUUCUGGGUGAGGAGGGGGUUAAGGGAAAUGCGGAUAAGGAUAAGAAGGCUGAUUCUGGAGAGGGAAUCAAGAAGGAGGAGAGUGACGAGGAUUGA
Messenger RNA from Penicillium griseofulvum, 420 nucleotides. RefSeq names its product DASH complex subunit HSK3 family protein. Gene Ontology annotation, cellular component: DASH complex. The transcript has a single exon. NCBI's taxonomy places the organism in Eukaryota, Fungi, Ascomycota, Eurotiomycetes, Eurotiales, Aspergillaceae. Bases 1 to 420 code for a protein of 139 amino acids. The record is from RefSeq and is a predicted model, not a curated record. Gene Ontology annotation, biological process: attachment of spindle microtubules to kinetochore.